ACUACCACCAGGGACCAAGAGGGAUGGAGGGAGAAGGCUGUAAUCCUGGGAUAGCUAUAGAUUCUGGUAACCCGUUGCUAAGAGCAGUUUUCCUCCGUCGGCUGAGACUUACUCGGCUGCUCCUGGACGGCGGCGCUUACAUCAAUGAGAGCGACGGCCAAGGCCAGACGCCCCUCAUGGUGGCCUGCAGGACCCAGCACAUCGACACCCAAAGCGCCAGCAGGGUCAAGCUGGUCCAGUUCCUCCUGGAGAGAGGAGCCGAUCCCAACAUCCAGGACAAGGAAGGUCGCUCGGCGCUGAUGCACGCCUGCCGGGAGCAGGCCGGACCCGAGGUGGUGUCUCUGCUCUUGGCCAACGGGGCGGACAUCAGCCUGGAAGACCAGUCCGGGACGUCGGCUUUGGUCCACGCGGUCAUGGCCGGAGACUGGAAGGUGUUGAAGCUGCUGCUCGACACGUGCAAGGCCAAAGGGAAAGAGGUGAUUAUCAUAACAACUGACAAAUUCCCAUGUGGAAAACUACCGGCCAAGCAAUACCUCAGCAUCCCUCCCAUCGGUCCUCUCGAUCCGGCCGACAAAAUGACACCAACAGCCCCCGCGUCUCCCUCUGAAAUCCAGCUCAUCACCUCCCCUCAGUCCACCUCCUCCUCUUCCUCCUCCCUAUGCCCUCCCAAACCCGUCUUUUCCUUUAAAGAAGCACAGAUCUGUGGGGUAAGCUCCCACCCAUGCUCCCCGUCAAGGUUUCGAGGCUUCGGUCAAACGGGUCUGAACGGACUCCAGCAGCCUCUGCUGAGACUGAACUCUGAGCCGUGGUUAAAGAUCCCGGAGUCUCUGCUCGCCCAGCAUCGCCACGCUGCCUCGUCCCCAGAACAGAGCCGAGACGCAAACCAGACGGAGAACGUCUCCUAUGGAGCUCGCAAACUGGACGGCGACAACAGCACAAACUCGGAAAGAUUCCAGUGGUACGAAGGAAGAUUAGGAAUGAACAGAGGGAUUGAAGAACAUGAUGCCAAACAUGAUGAGGAAAAGAUCUCCGUACCGGGCCUCAUGUCAUCCCACUCCGCCUCGCACCCUAAUCUGCAUUCUGGAAACCUCGCCGCAGAUUCAAUCGCCUCCUCUUCCUCGUCUUCUGGUGACAAAACCCUUGGGGCGCCCCUUCACUCCGUGGCCUCGUCGAGCCUUCAAAGCGUCAUCCAGAGGCGUAAGCUGGGCACCGACAUCUACAGCUCCGACCCCCAGCUGGCCAUAGACACUCAAAACCUACCCGAGGAGCAAAGACCCAGAGACCUGACGGACGGCAAGAAGCUGGCGCCGCUACGCUGCUCCAGCACCUUAGGCUCCAGGGAGUCGAUGUCAGGAGGCCCAAGCAAGAGGGUCCUGUUUGGGUACGAGCGCAGAGGGUCUGGUGCCUUCUUGUUGGACCACAGCUUCCAGGCCAAGCCUAGAUCUUUGCCACCUCUGGCCAACACCCCCAUGUUUAACGUUUGUAACUCCAGCAGUGGAGGCAGUUUCUCCGAGUCUGGUCAAAAGGGUUUCCUCCCCUCUGCUCCUCCCGGGCAACCCAAGGAGCUGACCAGGAGGAUGCUGCUGAGGAGACACUCGAUGCAGACCGAACAGUUCAAAUCCACAGCCUGAAAAUUCAAACGAGCGAAAGAAGAAAACGCCAUCCUUGUGUUUUUAAAUGUCGUCGCGUUGAUGCUUUAUUAUCCGUGUAGUGAAAUUCAUUGACGGAAAAACCAAAGAGGAUGAACUAAAUUCCGAAUGGAUUCAGCAAAACUAUAGUGACCUUCCUGUGCUUCGGCUGGUCCUGUUUUCAUGCAGAUUUAGUGUGCAGUUUCCAAAAAAACAAGUCGUUCGCCAGCUGUUUCCACAUCCACGACUAUUUGUUAUCUUUAAUUUCCACAAAACUUGGCUACGUUUUGGUCUCCUCCACUGUCUGAGAGAAAGAAAAAAUGAAUUAAUUGUCAACUUUUUGUCCGCUGUCAAUUGGUAUUGGCUUUGUUUAUCAUAACGUCUUUCCAGGGAGCUGCAUUUGUGAGUUCAAAAUCAAAACAAUGAGCUUAAAGACGCUAAAAAAAAAAAAAAGGAAAGCUACAUAGAGCUCUUUUCAUUUGUCAGUACGAGCAACAUCUUAAAGAAUAACUUUGGUGGUUUGACUUUUUAAUUAAAAAAAAUAAAAUAAAUAAACCAAUAAUUGCUGCUAUAAAGUUGUUAUAUGUAGAGAAUUGACCAUUUGUUGGCCUUCUGACCAAUCAGAGAGCUCCUUCCCUACUUCCUGUGUUACUAUUGCUAGCUUAGGCAAAAAAUAGCUACUUGGGCGUCCAUUCCCGUAAAAAAAAAACCUGCAGUAAUAAGAGUGUAGAGGUAACGUGAAAGCUGCGACAGCUAGCAUCAGCAACCGUACUCAUGUUAGCAUAUAUUGGAAAAUUAAUCUUUCCACCAGAUUUUAAUGUAAAGCUGUUUCCCUGCUAUACCCAGACUUGUUUUUAGAGUUUUAAUUCUAUGGGUUUUAUUGUUUUCAAGGUUUUUCUUUGGCUACUUGUUAGUCUAAACUAGCAAAAAUAACACAGGAUGUUGGGAGGAGCCGUCUGGUUGACGUCGUGCGCUUUACCGCUUCAAAUAUAAAAUAUAUUCCAUCCGAAGAACUUGAGACGAUGCUGUAACUGUUGACACCGCGGCUUUAAAGUGUUGGACUUUGCUUUUUGUUGAAGGAGUCUCAAAUAAAUAUGUCUGUGGAAAAAAUAAAUAAAUAGCUGCAAGAAGAUAUGUUGCUGCAACAUGUUUAAUAAAUGAUUUUAUUAUGAUAAAAAUGCAUCACAAAUCAUUGUUAAAGUUCACACUAUGCAUUAAAUGUGCAUAAUUAAUCCAAAGCGUCCGCCUGUUGUACCGUUCAUUGAGAAACACCUCCUUAUAAACAACCCACAUAUUUACAAGUGACUGUAUAAAAAAAACAAAAAACAAAAAAAAGGAGAAUAAAAUGGGCAGUAAGAACUGAAUUAGGAAAACUUUAUAGAAAAUAAAUAGAUAAAAUCACAUCCAUGACAGGUGAUAGUCAUAAUACACACAGUGGUAGAAUACAGGAUUUGUUUUCUCUGCUACCG
Mugil cephalus (flathead mullet) is the source of this 3097-nucleotide messenger RNA. It is a transcript of the gene ankrd34ba, whose product is annotated as ankyrin repeat domain 34Ba. The record is from RefSeq and is a predicted model, not a curated record. Lineage: Eukaryota; Metazoa; Chordata; Actinopteri; Mugiliformes; Mugilidae. The transcript has a single exon. Gene Ontology annotation, molecular function: protein binding. Bases 24 to 1631 code for a protein of 535 amino acids.